Messenger RNA from Notolabrus celidotus (New Zealand spotty), 5282 nucleotides. RefSeq names its product coiled-coil domain-containing protein 162 (gene ccdc162). The transcript has 35 exons. NCBI's taxonomy places the organism in Eukaryota, Metazoa, Chordata, Actinopteri, Labriformes, Labridae. Bases 253 to 5091 code for a protein of 1612 amino acids. The record is from RefSeq and is a predicted model, not a curated record.
UCUUUGGAGGAUAGCCUGCAGCUCCUGGGUCUGGACGAUUCUUCAGGGGACGGAGCCUCAGAUCCAAUCUUAACCAGUGGAGCUUACCUGUCCCUGGUUUACCUGCGACAUCUCAAACUCAGACGGCUUCAGCGUGUCUCUCUCGGGUUGCUGAACUACCUUCGCUCCGGGGAGAGGACUUUGACCUUUGACCUGGCAGGUCUGCAGAUAGAGGAGGGAGAGCUGUGCAGCACAGCGGAGGAAACAGGAUGGAUGAACGCAGCCAGAGGAGGAGGAGGCGAGGCAGGAGGUCUCGGCUCACACCAGUUCAUCCAUAACUCUCCUGUUGACUACAGGGUCCGCUGCUCAGAGUUCAUGGAGUUUGCCGAGGUGGAGAAUCUUCAUGACUUUUACGUCACAGAGGAGCGGUUCAUCCACACUCAGGACCAGACAGGGCUCUAUAUCGUGUACGACGUGGCUCUGAAGGACCUCACGGAGCUGGAGAAUGAGCUCCUCCUCAUCAGCUCACACUUCAUCCACAGAGACGGGAAGAAGAGAGCGGGAAACACAGAGAGAGCAGGCAUCCACUCCUGGGCCGGGACUGAAAUCGAUCGUGUUGCUGUGCUUCUGGACUUGUGGACAUGCGAGACAGAGUUUCUGGAGAGCAAAGUACAGCUCUUGAACUGUUACUUUGAGGCCUACCAGCACACGGCAGGGACUGAGGAGAAGUUUGCAUUGGCUCGAGUGAUCACUGACAUCAUGCACAGUCGACCACACCUGGAUCUGAACCAGGACUACUUUGUUGAGGUCUACAGAGCUGAGAUAGACUGCCUGCAGAUCCACCAGCAGCUGAUCAGAAACAUUCUGGACAACCAGAUUGAUAAACAGCGUCAGUACCUCCAUCGCAUCUGGAGAGACGACCACAAAGGCUCCAUUUAUGAUUACGGCCUUCCACCAAACUACACUCCCAACCACCUGGUCUCACUUGGAGGCAGCAGCCCUGAAGUGAUGAAUGUGUUCCUCCUGGAGGUUCACCCCUCACUCUGCCUCGCCUCUGCGGUCUACGACGGUUUAGAUCAGGCUCAUUCUGAGCUCUGUCAGCUGCACCGAGCCACCAGCAGCACGGACAAACUCGGCCUCAAAAGGAAGCUCCUCCAGGAGGCCCUGCAGAGCUGGAGCAACCUGCCUCCACCUGGAGACUCCUACAGCACUCAGAUACAGAAGGAUUUGUUUUCAGAUGUGUUUUUCGAGGACCCCAUUCUGGUCCAGAACUUUGGGCUGUCUUUGGUGAGAUCUGCAGAAGAGGAGGAGAUGAUUCAGGGACGAGAGAAACAAGCGUACACUGUGGAGACUUUCUCCAAGCUGCUGGAGCUCGUCACCGUCCGCCAUCGUCUGCUGGAGUCGGCCUCAGAGACUGCUCAUCUGGCACACUUGUACAGAAACGUGGCCGCAGAGCUCGGCUUUGAUGAUUACCACCUUUACCUGAGACCGGUGCGAUUUGAAGUCGCUGACCAGAAAUACAAAACAGAGCAGAGUCCUGUUUUCAUCACAGCCAUACUGGAGGACGACAGCUGUGUUGACAGGUUCAUCCCGUCCCACCUGCCUCUCACCAUCCAGGAGCUGGACGAGAACCAGAUCGGGAGGUUCAGCUUCAGCUCGGAGGAGUCAGUCACACAUCUUCUGAACAGACAGAGUUUAGAAAACCUGCAGGUGACUCUGGCCUGUCAGGUCACACAGAAGAACGCUCUGAUGAGUGCUGUGAAGCUGGUUUCUGUGUGUCACUGGGCGGAAAAGGCAACGUCAUCAGCUGAGACUGAAGCUGUUCUUUCUAAUAAAAAAGUGAAGUCUGACUCUGAUCCUCAAUGUGACACCAAAAACUCCUCACCCUCUAAAGACACAACAAGAACUCCCCCCACGUCCAGAGAGAGGCUGAUGGAAGCUUUUGUGUCCAUCCAGCUGGAAAAAGUGGGUCUGCGUGACGAGAUGCUGAAUUCAUACAUGGAGAAGAAACAGGCUGUGGGGGGUCUCAUACAAACUCCAGAGGAAGCAGCAGAGAUCAAAAGGAGGCUCAUAAUCGACUUUCUCACGAAAUUCAGCUCCCGGAUAUCUCAGUACUGUGUGAGAGCACAGGUUGUUGAAUAUUACUACAGUUUAACUUCCCUUUUAGAGGAAAUACCCUCCAUCCAAAAGACCCACUUCAUGAUGGGACGAGCAAUCAACCACAAAGUCACUCUGGAUUCAGGAGGUGACCUCUGCCCUGACUCCAGGACCCCUCAGUGCGAGCAGCAGCAGCAGCUUUUAUCUGCAGACGGCAAAACUGUCCUCAACCUGUGGUUCAUCCCUCACUUCUCUGAAACCCUGUACAUGUUCAAAACACAACAAGUUCCAGCCUGUGCCUCAGCUCUUCAUCACACUCUGCAGAUCGCCUCAGCUCUUCAUGAUGUUGUUUGUUACCUGGUUAGUUUCUCCAGACUGGGAAACGCUGACGACUCAUUAAGCUGCAGGAGGAGAGAGGAUGAACAGGGCUCACUGUCAGCUGGAUGGGGAGGAACUGAAGGCAUUGGAGCAGAGCUGCAGGAGAUCCAGCAUCAGGUCAACUGUUUGUCUGAUCCCAGCAGCCCAGAGUCUGUCUGCUGUCUGCUGCAGCUGCGCAGGAGCGUCCUCCUGCUGCAGUUUGAUACGGCUGUGAGACAACUCAUCAGGGAGGUGUUUCUCUCCUCCGGUGAUGUUGGUUCUUAUCAAUGCGUAAACGACAACAUGGUGAGCGCUCUCCCUCUGCUGAGUGACAGCCUCCAGGUCAACCUGAUGAGCCUCACUCUGCGUGUGCCCCGACCUCUGCAGACUCGAAGCUGUCAGGCACAGAGGAUGUACCCAUGGAGAAGUUUCUUGGCCUGUCAUGGAUUGUUCCCUCUGCGUGUUUGGGACGUCCCUCCCAUCGAACACUGCAUGCAGCUGUGUCUGAGUGGUCUGAGUGAUCGCAGCAGACUGCAGGCCAAUGCAGCGACCCUCGGUGUCUCUCUGCUCAUGGAGGACGUCCUGAACUGCAGUCAAGAGGCGGGGCCUGUUUGUCUUCAUGGCAUCAAGGAUGACCUCCUGCACCAAAGAAAACCUGAAGAGGAGGAUGAACUCUGCAUGGAAGCUGAUGAAGAAGAGAAGACAUCUGUGUCAGACUCUGCUCCUCUUCCUCAGGAUCCGAUCAGGGUUCAGUCUGUGCUCAGAGGUUUCCUCUUGCUCACAAAGCAGCUUCAGGUGUUCAAGGAGAGCUGGAUUCGAACUCAUCUGGGCGUUCAAGUGUUCACGACGGCCGGUGUCUAUCAACAGUUUGUCAAACUUUACAGAGCUGAGAUCUUUUACCCCAGUAUGAGAGCUCUGGCUCGACACAUGGGUAAAGAGCAGGACUAUGAGGUCUUACUCUCAGGCCGUCAGUCCCUCCUGCCUCCUCCUGGAGCUUCAGAGGUGGACGUGAAAACCUGGCAGCUCCACAAACUGCUGGAGAGCACAGAGUGUGACAUGAUCCGAGCGGUGCAGAGGAGGAUCAACAGAGAGACCACUCUGGUGCUUUCAGAGCGGACUCGACACGACACGCGUCUCCCCACAGAGCUGUGGAAGACAUCCACCAUGAAGCACAGUGUGUCCUCUGAGCGGCCGCAGAUUGUGGAAACGUUCAUCUGGCAGCUGAUGGAGGGAGCUGAGGAGGCUGAGGGAAAGCUGUGUGUCUCUCAGGAUCUCCUCCAGCAGAGUCUCACUCGCCUCGGCUGCUCCGUGAUGGAACGAGAGCGUCGCAGCUUCCUGCUUCACUCGCAGUUUUAUGAGCAGAUCCUCCAGCAGGAGACUCAGCUGCUGUAUCACAGGGAACAGGAUUUAAAGCAUCUAAAGGACUCUCAGACCAGCAGCUCUCACAAAGAGGUGUCUGCUGUGUGUCGUGACAUGAUGUUGGAGAUCUCAGCGCUGCAGGCUCAGGUGGCUCACCUGGAGGAGGAGAAGAGGACUCAAGAGGACAGACUCAGUCUGAGGUUUAGAGAAGAGUAUGAGCCUUUGAUCCGACACCUCUGCUCCACCUGCAUCCAGCUAAAGGGUGGACUGGAUGAGCAGCGUCUGCAGAUGGAGCAGGACGUGAGCGAGAUGGUGAACAGAACUCGAGGGGAGGGAGUGGAAAGAAUGAUCAAGCUCAAGAGGAAAUACGGCUGCACCAAAGACGACCAUGGACUCACACUCACAAAGUCACAGAAAGAAGAGGUCCACGAGCUGCAGCAGGAGAACAGGCGGCUGAGCGCUCUGCUCUGUAAACUGAAAACUGUGAGGCGCUGGAGGCAGCUGGUGGAGCAGGAGAAACUUCACCGACAGCUGCUUCAAUCUCAGCAGAUGGAGAUCACCUGUCGCUGUGAGGCCCUCAGAGUGAAGAUGAGAGCGGAAGAGGAGGUGAUAAUCCUGCAGGAAGAGCUGGAGGCCGUGAGGACCGAGUUGACCCGCUGUCAGGCUGAAAGCAGCUGCAACAGGACGCGGCUCAACAGGAAGACAGAGGAGCUGCGUGUCGCACGGCAUCAGUCCGCUCAGGAGGCCCGGAGCCGGCAGGAGCUGGACAGCUAUUGCGUGCAGAGUCUGGAACAAAUGAGAGUGGACGUGGAGGACAGAGAGAGACGGCUCAGAGCGCUCAGCGAGCAGCUGGACCAGGGCAGCAGGAUGAACCAGAUACACAGACAACGCAGCGCCAAAGAGAUCCGACAGGUGAGGGGGCAGCUCCAACAUGAGCGCAGCUUCAAACAAGAAGCCUUCCAGCAGGUGGUCAAACUGCAGAACCAGGUGAACGACAUGGAGGCAGCUCUCUCCAGGAGCAUCUCAACAACAGGGCAGGGCAGGACUCAUUACACGCUGUCAGUCAGCAGAUUGAGCGCUAGAAGUCCCUCAGCAGGUUCACACAGGGCCGCUCAGCAGUCGGCCCCGCAGCUUGGCAGACUCACAAACGAUGGCACACCUCAGGACUUGGCUGCAGAGCGACGACAGCAGAGAGCAGAAACAGCCAGGAGCCGUUCAAACGCACGGAUAGACAGACCUAAAGCAGAUCCGUCUCGCCUGCGUCUCCUGACCGCUGGGACGACUCUACCCAACCUGUGAGAUUCAACCCACUGGUUUCUACUCAGCAACACAGACGUGUUUAACAAGUCAGCUGCUGUCUGACAUGCAGAGCACUCUGCGUCUUUACUCACAGCUGAAUGUGAGUGAAUGAUAAAUCUGAAUGAUUUACUGUGUUUGCAGCUGCAUGUCAGUAAAUCAUGCUAAUAUUAAAAGCUAAGAUAAACUCUGGU